UUGGGUGACUUGGGGCUAAUAUGGAAUCUUGGUUGCUAUUUGUGUUUGUUAUAAUAAAUAUCCUCGUUGCUAAGGAUAAUAAAGGGAUCGUUGUUGGGAGUGAUAAUAAUGAUGAAGUAAGCUUUGAGGAGCACUAUGAGGUUAUGUAUGGGGAUGACCAUGUUGUGUUGCCCUCCGACCGAGCAAAUCAACUUCAGCUCUCCAUGGAUAAUUCUUCAGGAUCCGGGUUUGGAUCAAAGAUGACCUAUGGUUCAGGAUUCUUCCACAUGAGGAUCAAAGUGCCAGGUGGAGAUACUUCCGGAGUUGUAACUGCUUACUAUCUGAGUUCACAUGGCGAUCAUCACGACGAGAUAGACUACGAGUUCUUGGGAAAUAAAGAAGGAGGGCCCCACACAUUACAGACCAAUAUAUACGUAGAUGGCAAUGGUGGUAGAGAGCAAAGGCUUCAUCUUUGGUUUGACCCUUCUCAGGGUUUUCACAAUUAUUCCAUUCUUUUCAAUCAGCAUCAGAUUGUAUUUUUUGUGGACAGAGUUCCCAUUAGGGUAUACAAGAACAAGACUGAUAUAGGAGCAGGAUACCCAACAAAGGCAAUGAGAAUAGAAGCAACAUUGUGGGAUGGAAAUAACUGGGCAACAAAUGGAGGCAAAAGCAAAGUGAAUUGGGACUAUGCUCCUUUCCAAGCUUCCUUCAAAGACUUUGGUGUUAGAGGCUGUGAAGUUCAAACCUUUUCAUCAUCAUCAAACCUUCAAGAUUGUUUCUCUGACAGGUUCUCUUGGAACAGACAGAAGUUUUGGCAGCUAGAUCCUACAAGGCAGACCUUGUAUGAAAAUGUGCAGAAAACUUAUGUCACCUAUGAUUAUUGUGAUGAUUCGCCUAGGUUUUCUACACGUCCUAAAGAAUGCUAAUUAUUCGCUACGAAUCUAGUUUUUACUGUAACCAGUAGUGCGAGUUUCAAACAUUACACGAAGCAUAGGGAACAAGUCAUACUGCUUUCA
Messenger RNA from Prosopis cineraria, 995 nucleotides. RefSeq names its product xyloglucan endotransglucosylase/hydrolase protein 2-like. The transcript has 4 exons. Gene Ontology annotation, cellular component: cell wall; apoplast. The coding region runs from base 21 to 905 and encodes 294 amino acids. NCBI's taxonomy places the organism in Eukaryota, Viridiplantae, Streptophyta, Magnoliopsida, Fabales, Fabaceae. Gene Ontology annotation, molecular function: xyloglucan:xyloglucosyl transferase activity; hydrolase activity, hydrolyzing O-glycosyl compounds. Gene Ontology annotation, biological process: cell wall biogenesis; xyloglucan metabolic process. The record is from RefSeq and is a predicted model, not a curated record.